This is a messenger RNA of Lodderomyces margitis, 2490 nucleotides long. RefSeq lists its product as uncharacterized. The record is from RefSeq and is a predicted model, not a curated record. NCBI's taxonomy places the organism in Eukaryota, Fungi, Ascomycota, Pichiomycetes, Serinales, Debaryomycetaceae. Gene Ontology annotation, biological process: regulation of transcription by RNA polymerase II. The transcript has a single exon. Gene Ontology annotation, cellular component: NURF complex. Gene Ontology annotation, molecular function: RNA polymerase II cis-regulatory region sequence-specific DNA binding. Bases 1 to 2490 code for a protein of 829 amino acids.
AUGGCAGGUUUAUUGGAUCUAUUGAAUGCUGAUGAAAUACUCACCAGACAACAACAACAACAACAACAACAACAACAACAACAACAACAACAACAACAACAACAACAACAACAACAACAAAAGCAGAGACAACAACAAGCACAGGCACUGGAGAAAGUUCCAGCUAGUCAUCAACAUAUCAACCAAAACCCCGUCACACAUAAUCGCAAUUCUGGCUUACACCAAGGACAAGAUCACAGAUCUCCUAGAUCUAUAAUUACUCCACCGCCUAGAUACUCAUGGAGAAGAAAUUCAUUUGCCCACAACAUUGAUACUUCUGCUGCUAGUGAUGUCGAUCCAAUAUCAAGUGUCAAAUCAGAAGCUCCAGCUAGUUCUUACAAUACAUCGUUGAACUCAUCUCCUAUCGAUUUAGACAAGGUCAAACACAACAACCAAUUUUUAAUCAAACCGGAAUUAGCAAGUACUACCAAUACUUCUUUGUCCUCGGUAUCUCCACAAGACCCUUUGGCUCAUUCAAAGUUGACCAGUACAGACACUGCCUUGCUAGGUUCUUGUAAACGAAAUUAUUCCAACACCAAUGCACCCACCAUUGCACCUAAUGCUACUUCCAACAACUCGUCAUUUACUUCACAUAAACCGCUAUUCCAAUUACGUGACAAGGUCCCCCACUCUAAAAUAAACAAGCACAUUCUUGCAACCAAACGAUUUGUCAAGUUCGCCAUACGACGCAAAUACGCCACGAAAAAGAAAAUCAGUGAUACGCGUCAACUGAAGUUACACAUCAAAUCACUAAAAGCCGGUAUCAAGAUUAAAUUGACCAAGUGUGAUAAUUUGUUCAAUUUGUAUCAUUGCUUAAUUCCGUUCACUGAUGAUCGCAAAAUUUAUUGUUUAUUUGAUGAUGAUAUGACUACAAAGGAAUAUGGUGACAUCGUAGCUAAUUGUAAUGGAAGCGAUGACGAAAAACAACAAAACAACAUCAACAAGUAUCUUGAGUCAAAGGGGUUGCAGUUGAUUGAUAAUAACGUUGUUGACUUGAAUGAUUAUUCCAACAAGAUAAUAAAAUCAUUCACCAGUGAAGUGAGUCAAUCAGUGCCUACAUUCAAUUCAUUGGAUACAGCAGUCAAUACUCUUUUUAGCACUAAGAGCUUUACCUUGGUUCGUAUUACUAGAUCAACGACUGAUGACGUACAUGGAUCAUCCAUUCUAAAGUUGGAGACAGCCAAACCAGGUGAUUUCACCUUGAUUGAUGAUGAGGAAAAUUCCGAUGAAAUGUUGCAUUCGCUUGGUGGUGAAGGUGAAGUACCCAACAACUUGUUUUUCAAAAAGAUUAUUGCUCGACCUAGGUACAAGAGCAAUAUGAAGAUUUACUUUAUGCCAUCAAACCAAGCCAAUUAUGCAUUAUACACUGAUUGUCGAUCUUUUGAGCGGGAUUUAUUCAACGGUGUUGUGCAAGUCGAAUUUAACGAUUUAGAAGAAUGUCUCAAUGAUAAGGACAAGAAAUGGGAUAAUGUCGAUGUUGAUGAUGUUAGUGUCAAGCGUUUCGCUGGGUAUGAUAGGAAUAUCUAUUGUACAUUUCCCGUUGAGGAAGCUUUGAAGCGGUUUAAGAAAAGUUUGGUUGAGAGUUUGGACAACCUUGAUGAUGAAGAUAAAGUUGAGGUGAAAAACCAGCUAGUGGAUCGUGUUGCUAUGCCGCAAGAUACAAAUGGUGUUGAUACUACUACUACUGCUACUACUACACCACCAUUUCAAACACUUCCACCACCUCAAUUUGAAUCUCCGUUGGAUAUGCAACCUGCUCAAGAACCAGUUAUGCCACAGCAACAACAAGUGUUUGGCAAAUUGCAGUCACUGCAGUAUCCAAUAUCGGCGCCAUACCAACAACAGCAACCACAACAACAUCUCCAACCGACAUUCACUGUUAGGUCGCUUUCUUUUGAUGAUGGAUUUGCGAGCAUGAGAAGCCAACAACAACAGCCUUGGCACCAACCAAGCACGAAGCCACCAUCAUCUGCUGUAUUCUUCAAAGGCAUGUCUCCACAGCAGAGACCAGUCUAUGCACCAUCAUUCGGACCAGUGCCGGGUACACGUGGAGCUUCCUUUGAUAUUUCGCAUCACUUGCAGCAACAACCACAACCGCCACAACAGCAGCAACCAUUGGUACUGAUGAUGGCAUCGCUGAUAGGUGGAGCUGUCAAUGAUUACGUCCAAUUGCCCCCAUUGGUUACAUUAUCGCAAACACCUAGGUCAUCAAUGAGUAGAGAGGACCUAGGCACUUCACCAUUACAUUUACAACAAUUGCAACAGCAACAGCAACAGCAACAGCAACAGCAACAGCAACAGCAACAACAACAACAACAACAACAACUGCAGUGGCAGCACGGCUUGCAGACGUUGCCACCAAUCAACACAAUAUCUACAAAGAAGAGCUUCGAGUUCCAAGAGUUGCCGUUGCUCAGAAAUCAACACUUCCAAUUCCAGCCAAGACUGUAA